AUGGCGGACUCUACGGCGCUCAUAAACUCGGACCUCCCAGGCCUCACCCUCGUAUCCAAAGGGAAAGUACGCGACAUCUACAGCACCUCCUCGCCCGAAUACCUCCUCUUCGUCGCGUCUGACCGCAUAUCCGCCUACGAUGUCAUCCUGCGCAAUGGAGUGCCGGAGAAGGGGAAGCUCCUGACCCAGAUCUCCCUGUUUUGGUUUGAAAAGCUCAAGGACAUCAUCCCGAACCACUUUGUUACUGCCAAUGUACAGGAGAUGCCGGAAGAAGUCCGGCAGUACAAGGACCAGCUGGAAGGGAGGGCGAUGCUGGUGAGGAAAGCGCAGGUUGUCCCGUUGGAAGCCAUUGUACGAGGGUAUUUAACAGGUUCUGGGUGGGCUGAGUAUAAGAAAUCCGGCACUGUCCACGGAAUACCCCUCCCCUCCGGGCUUGUAGAGUCGCAGAAACUACCUGAACCUCUCUUCACUCCAUCCACGAAGGCGGAGCAAGGCGCUCACGACGAGAACAUCUCCCCAGAAACAGCUGCAAAGUUGAUCGGCGAGGACUUAUACUCCCAAAUCUCCUCCGUAGCAAUCCAACUAUACAAAACCGCAGCUUCCUACGCCGAAUCGCGCGGCCUCAUCCUCGCCGACACGAAGUUCGAAUUCGGGCUCGUCCCCUCCACUACCUCGCCCUCCUCCCAGCAACUUAUCCUCGUCGAUGAAGUCCUCACGCCCGACUCCUCGCGCUACUGGCCACUGGAAGGUUACGCACCCGGCCGCGGGCAGCCCAGCUUCGAUAAGCAGUACUUGCGUGACUGGCUGGUCCAGAAUGGGUUCAAAAAGGGGCUGGAGGGUGGCGCGAAUGGGGAGGGGUGGACGAUGACCCCUGAGGUCGUCGAGGGAACGAGGAAGCGGUACGUCGAUGUGGUGAAGAUGCUCAUGGGUGAAGAGGUGAGGUAA
Molecule: messenger RNA, 945 nt
Organism: Gloeophyllum trabeum ATCC 11539
Lineage: Eukaryota; Fungi; Basidiomycota; Agaricomycetes; Gloeophyllales; Gloeophyllaceae
Product: SAICAR synthetase
Exons: 4
Coding region: 1-945 (314 amino acids)
Biological process (GO): 'de novo' IMP biosynthetic process
Cellular component (GO): cytoplasm
Molecular function (GO): phosphoribosylaminoimidazolesuccinocarboxamide synthase activity
Source: RefSeq, a predicted model, not a curated record